AUGACCGUAGGUUUAAGUUAUGCCGCAGUACCACUUUAUAGGAUUUUUUGUCAGGCUUACAGUUAUGGAGGUACAACAGGUCUCGUGGAGUCAGACAGUAUUGUCAGCAACAUGACAGUUGUUAAGAACAGACCUGUCAAGAUCCGGUUCAACGCUGACACUGCAUCGUCUAUGCAGUGGAACUUUAAACCUCAGCAGCAUGAUAUCACAGUUGUGCCUGGUGAGACGGCUCUGGCCUUCUACACAGCUCGCAAUCCCACAAACAAACCAGUCACGGGAAUAAGCACUUACAAUGUUAUCCCAUUUGAAGCUGGACAGUAUUUCAACAAGAUUCAGUGCUUCUGCUUUGAGGAACAACAACUGAAUCCACAAGAACAGGUGGAUAUGCCAGUAUUCUUUUAUAUAGAUCCAGAAUUUACUGACGACCCCAAGAUGGAGUACGUAGACGAGAUAGUGCUCUCGUACACAUUCUUUGAGGCUAAAGAGGGCUUGAAACUGCCUGUUCCUAGUUAUGUGAAGAAAUAA
Molecule: messenger RNA, 525 nt
Organism: Arctia plantaginis
Lineage: Eukaryota; Metazoa; Arthropoda; Insecta; Lepidoptera; Erebidae
Source: the annotation of a GenBank genome assembly